This is a messenger RNA of Formica exsecta, 2643 nucleotides long. RefSeq names its product bifunctional 3'-phosphoadenosine 5'-phosphosulfate synthase-like (gene Papss). Gene Ontology annotation, biological process: 3'-phosphoadenosine 5'-phosphosulfate biosynthetic process; sulfate assimilation. The coding region runs from base 129 to 2099 and encodes 656 amino acids. Lineage: Eukaryota; Metazoa; Arthropoda; Insecta; Hymenoptera; Formicidae. Gene Ontology annotation, molecular function: sulfate adenylyltransferase (ATP) activity; ATP binding; adenylylsulfate kinase activity. The record is from RefSeq and is a predicted model, not a curated record. The transcript has 6 exons.
AUAUAUCAAUAAUCCCAUUACUUUGAGUCCCUCUCCUAAGACUAUGACACGCGCUUUGCGCCGCUCCUGCCGUAAUGUGUGUUCACGCGGUUCAGGUUUAGUAUAGUUUAGUAAGCCACCGUCGAUGGAUGAGGCAGCAUCAUUCAGUAUUACUUUCGAUCGCGCUGUACGCGAGUGCCACGUAUAUAUUCAUCAUAACUGCAGUCAUGUCAUUGAGCAAUGAAGACGCCACGCCACCGCCAAAUAAAAAGAUGAUGACCUGUGCAAACGUAUCAGAACAGGCGCAUCAUGUAUCCAGAGCAAAACGGGGGCAAGCAAUUGGCAAUAUUCGAGGCUUUCGAGGUUGCACAGUAUGGCUAACUGGACUCUCAGGUGCUGGCAAGACUUCCAUCUCGUUCCAGGUAGAGGCUAUCUUAGUGAACCACGGUAUUCCAGCUUACGGUCUAGACGGCGAUAAUGUCAGAAGUGGUCUGAACUGCAACCUGACCUUCAGCAAACAAGAUAGAAAGGAAAAUAUUAGAAGAGUAGCUGAAGUAGCUAAACUCUUCGCCGAUAGCGGACAAAUUUGUCUCUGCAGUUUCGUCUCGCCUUUCGAGGAAGAUAGACAGAUGGCAAGGCAAAUUCAUAGAGAAGCUGACUUGCCCUUCUUCGAAGUGUUCGUAGAUACACCCUUGCAGGUUUGUGAAGCUCGUGACACCAAGGGUCUUUAUAAAAAAGCCCGACAAGGCACCAUUAAAGGCUUUACUGGCAUUGAUCAAAUGUACGAGAGGCCUACAAAAUCUGAUUUAGUUGUUAAAACCGAGGAUUGCACUCCUGAAGAAUCUGCUGCGACUGUAAUUGAAUUUUUAGAGAAACAUCGUAUUAUUCCGCAUAUUGAAAAACCUUCAAAUCCAAUCAGAGAACUGUUUGUGCCAGAUUCGAAACUGGCUUCCACGAAAAUGGAAGCAGAAACUCUGCAAUGUGUGGAGAUCAGUGAACUUGAUGUGCAAUGGUUGCAGAUUUUGGCAGAAGGAUGGGCGUCGCCAUUAACCGGCUUUAUGAGGGAACAUCAGUAUCUUCAGGCUCAACAUUUGCGAUGUUUGCUCGAAGGCAGCAAAGAAGUGAACCAAUCAAUACCAAUUGUUCUCGCGAUAAACACAACUGAUAAGAAUCGCUUGGAGAGUUCUUUUGCUGUAACCUUGAGACAUAAAGGCAAAAUUUUGGCAAUUCUACGAAGACCAGAAUUUUAUUUUCAUCGAAAAGAGGAGCGUUGCAGCUGGCAGUUUGGCACCAACAACUUGGGCCAUCCAUAUAUCAGGAUGAUUCAUGAUUCUGGCGAUUGGCUGAUGGGCGGCGAUCUCGAAGUGCUAGAGAGAAUUAGGUGGCACGACGGACUCGACAAAUAUAGGUUAACACCGAACGAGAUUCGCGCCAAGUGUCGAAUGAUGAAAGCCGAUGCCGUGUUUGCAUUUCAAUUAAGAAAUCCCAUUCAUAAUGGACAUGUGUUGCUUAUGCAGGACACGAGAAGACGGUUGCUGGAGGAGCGAGGUUUCAAAAAUCCAGUGCUCUUACUUCACCCACUAGGUGGUUGGACAAAAGAUGAUGACGUGCCUUUAUAUACCAGGAUUCUACAACAUAAGGCAAUUUUGGAUGAAGGUGUGCUAGAUGCUGAUUCCACACUGCUAGCUAUCUUUCCCAGCCCAAUGAUGUAUGCUGGACCAAUUGAGGUGCAGUGGCAUGCAAAGGCGAGGAUGAAUGCUGGCGCCAACUUCUAUAUUGUAGGCAGAGAUCCUGCGGGUAUACCGCAUCCCAAUAAAGAUGCUACGCCUGAUGGCAACUUGUACGAUCCUAAUCAUGGCGCAAGGGUUCUCUCUGUGGCCCGAGGUCUUCAUAAUCUCGAAAUAAUCCCCUUCAAGGUAGCCGCCUAUGACAUGCAAAAUGGCAGAAUGGCAUUCUACGAGCCAGAACGAAAGCAAGACUUUGAAUUUAUUUCAGGAACAAAAAUGCGAGGUGAGAUGCAAGGAUUAGCGAAGAUAGGUCAAAAUCCUCCCAAUGGUUUUAUGGCACCUAAAGCAUGGCAAGUGCUUGUGCAAUACUACCAAAGUCUAGACAAAAAAUAAACUUGGACUUGCUAAUAGGUAACAAGAGUUUGAUUUUCAGACAAUUUUAGAAUGAAUUUUUAUGAUACCUUACUUAAAGUGCAUUUAUCAUAACAUUCAACAUCAAACAUUUUUUAAAUAGCAUAAUUCUUUCAUCAAAGUUUUGAUAAUGAAAAAUUGAUUCAAAGUUGGCUUUUGAAAAUAAUAAUUUGCAGGUCAAAAGAAGUACGGUUUAUCAUUUCUUGGACAAUAUUGUAUAUUAAAUUUGCAUUUAUUGAAGCUAGAAAACAUGAAAAAGAACAAUGCAAAUAUUUUCUUAUGUUAAGUAUCCCUAAAUGUUUCUCAAGUUUAUCCCUUGAAAAAUUGUAAUUACUCACUAUAUCACAUUAUUGUACAUUUAUGGCAACAUUGCAUUACUAUAUAUAUAAAAUAUUUCUGCAGUAUUUUUGCAAUCUUUCUAUACUAUAUGAAAGAUUCUUAUAUCCUUUCUGGAUGCAUCAUCUGGUAUAUUCACUAUGAUUUUAUUUUAUGUGUAAAAUAUAGUUUUAUUUUGUACAAAUAAAAA